This is a messenger RNA of Rhododendron vialii, 1958 nucleotides long. Its product is annotated as cytochrome P450 CYP82D47-like. NCBI's taxonomy places the organism in Eukaryota, Viridiplantae, Streptophyta, Magnoliopsida, Ericales, Ericaceae. Gene Ontology annotation, molecular function: iron ion binding; monooxygenase activity; heme binding. Gene Ontology annotation, biological process: defense response to other organism. The coding region runs from base 213 to 1796 and encodes 527 amino acids. The record is from RefSeq and is a predicted model, not a curated record. The transcript has 3 exons.
GACGAAAUCAACUGGGCCCUGCCUUGUGGAAAAAUAGCUUGAAUGGUUGGACCUAAGAGGUUAGGAGGUGGAAAUUGAAUUGUUUACUGAUUAUUCGAGUGGUGCCUCAACCCUAAUACUAUCAAAUUUUAUGCAAGCGUGCGCGCUCUCUCUCUAUAAGGCACAAAAUCAUCCCACAACAUAUACAAGAUCAACUCCCAUUAGUAACACCCAUGGCCAUGGAGUUCCUUUUUCCACACACCAACACUGUCGUAGCCGGAGGAGUCAUUCCCUUGCUACUACUUCUCUACUAUUUCCUACGGAGAUCUAAAACUUCAAAACAUAUUCCACCGCCCGAAGCCCGCGGCGCGUGGCCUAUAAUAGGCCACCUCCACCUCCUAGGAACAACCUCUGAUCGUCUCCCCCACGUUACCUUGGGAGCCAUGGCGGAUGAAUACGGACCGAUCUUCACCAUCCGUGUUGGGUUGAAACGAGCCGUGGUGGUGAGUGACUGGGAGAUAGCCAAGGAAUGUUUUACCACGCACGACACGAUUGUUUCAUCGCGGCCGAAGUUCAUAGCCGCUCAUCACCUCUGCUACAACUACGCCAUGCUCGGGUUCUGUCCGUAUGGUGCUUAUUGGCGUGAGAUACGCAAGAUCAUCUCGCUCGAGUUACUAGGGAGCCGCCGGCUUGAGUUGCUGAAGCACGUACGGGUUUCUGAAACCGAGGCCUCCAUAGAAGAGCUUCACAAGCUUUGCACAGAGGCCAAAACCAACUCAGGGGGUGUCAUGGUGGAGAUGAAGCGGUGGUUUUCUGACCUGACCAUGAACGUGGUCGUCAGAAUGGUUGUAGGAAAGAGGUAUUUCGGUAUUGCUACUGACGGCGAUGAGAAGGAGGGGCGGCGAUGCCAGAAGGCGCUGAGGGACUUCUUUUACUUUCUGGGACUAUUUCUGGCGGCCGACGCCAUUCCCUUUUUGCGGUGGUUAGACUUGGGCGGACACGAGAAGGCCAUGAAAGAAACUUUGAAGGAAGUGGAUAAUUUGUUUUCCCGGUGGUUAGACGAACAUCGACAGAGGAGAGAAUCGGAACAGAGUUGUAAGGGGGAUCAAGACUUUAUGGACGUGAUGCUUUCAACUCUGGAAGGGACUGAUCUUGCUGGUUACGAUGCAGACACCAUCAACAAAUCCACAUGCUUGAAUAUCAUUGGCGGGGGAGCCGACACCACUUCCAUAAUGUUGACAUGGGCACUCUCACUCCUGUUGAACAACCGCCACGUGUUAAAGAAGGCACAAGACGAGCUUGAUCUUCACGUUGGCAAGGAAAGACGAGUGGACGAAUCAGAUGUCAACAAACUUUUCUAUCUCCAAGCCAUAGUCAAAGAAACGCUACGCUUAUACCCAGCGGGUCCACUAUCAGGCCCGAGAGAAUUGACAGAAGAUUGCACAAUAAGGGGCUACCAUAUCCCCAAAGGCACGCGGUUGAUUCCAAACUUGUGGAAAAUCCAGAGGGACCCGAUGAAAUGGGCUGAUCCGCUGGUGUUUCGGCCUGAGAGGUUCCUUGCGGCGCAAAAGGAUGUGGAUGUGAAAGGACAACAUUAUGAGCUGAUCCCGUUUGGCGCAGGUAGAAGAGCUUGCCCGGGGAUCGCGUUUGCUCUCCAGAUGUUGCACUUAGUGCUGGCUAGGUUACUCCACGAGUUUGAGCUUUCGACACCAGACGAUGCGCUAGUUGACAUGACCGAGAGCGCUGGAUUAACAAAUGCUAAAGCCACUCCACUUCAAGUUCUUAUUACUUCUCGUUUAGCUCCGACUCUUCAAUAAUAGUUAGAGUAUGAACAGAAUCACAAGAUUAUGUGAGAAAAGUCGCAAUAUGGUGAUAUGUAUCUCAUGGAUGGUUGCAUAUUUCUGAUAUUCGUUGCACCUUGAAUAGUUUCCCUGUAAAUUGUACUUUUUUCUAGUAAUUAAGGAGUAUAUUUGGUGUUU